This is a messenger RNA of Cololabis saira (Pacific saury), 846 nucleotides long. RefSeq names its product calcium-binding and coiled-coil domain-containing protein 2-like. Lineage: Eukaryota; Metazoa; Chordata; Actinopteri; Beloniformes; Belonidae. The coding region runs from base 139 to 828 and encodes 229 amino acids. The transcript has 3 exons. The record is from RefSeq and is a predicted model, not a curated record.
CGGAGUUCACACACAACAACAUUUCAUCAUCGGAAGGAGAGGAGCUUUAACUUUGAUUUUGUUGCGUUGAGUUUGGUGGUCUGUUAGACCGGAGUGCUCUGAGGAGAAGCUGCUGAGCAGGUUCGCUGUUGUCCAGACAUGUCGGUCCAUGCUGAGGAGGAUGACGUCUCCACACCAAGCCUCACACAGGCCACUGCUUCACCAGGACCGGCGGACUCGGCAUGUGGCUCCACUGACGAGCCAUUGGCAUCAGCCACGACCACACAGCCAUGCACGCCCGCUACACCAUCAGGUCCAAGGCGGAAAAGGAAGCGGGGCCAAGUUCCCAAGCCCUUGAAUGCAGCCGUGUUCCAGUAUCUUCAGGACAUGAAGCGUUUACGGGAGGAUUGGGUGAAGAGCCUUGCAUGGGAGGAGAACGUGAAGAGGCGUGCACGGGAGGAGGAGGUGAAGAUGCGUGCAUGGGAGGAGGAGAAGCGUGCAUGGGAGGAGGAGUGGCGUGCAUGGGAGGAGGAGAGGCGUGCAUGGAAGGAGGAGUUGCGUACAUGGGAGGAGGAGAGGCGUACAUAUACGGAUGCGGUGAAUAGGCGUGCACGAGAGUUGGUGAAGAGCAUGAAGGAGGAUGCGAGGCGUGCACGGGAGGAGGAGUGGCGCACAUUGUUGGAGGAGAAGGAGAGGCGUAAAUGGGAGGAGGAGAGGCGUGCAUGGGAGGCGUACAUGGCAGGAAGAGAGGCGUGCCCGGGAGGAGGAGGAGAGGCGUGCAUGGGAGGAGGAGGCAAGGAGGCGUGCACGGGAGGCGGUGAAGAGGCGUGCACGGGAGGCGGUGAAUAGGCGUGCACGGGAGGAGAA